Messenger RNA from Plasmodium gonderi, 1374 nucleotides. RefSeq lists its product as hypothetical. The transcript is spliced from 3 exons. Gene Ontology annotation, biological process: proton transmembrane transport. Bases 1 to 1374 code for a protein of 457 amino acids. Gene Ontology annotation, molecular function: proton-transporting ATPase activity, rotational mechanism. The record is from RefSeq and is a predicted model, not a curated record. Gene Ontology annotation, cellular component: vacuolar proton-transporting V-type ATPase, V1 domain. NCBI's taxonomy places the organism in Eukaryota, Apicomplexa, Aconoidasida, Haemosporida, Plasmodiidae.
AUGGCAAAUGAUAGUGGAAUAAGUGUCAUUUCGAAAAUUGUGGAAUCCGAGCAGAAGAGUCAAAUACUACACGAUUCCAUUUUAAAUAAGAUGCCAUGUUAUGACAAAUAUGAAGAGAUAAAUAUUUUAUCUUCAGAAGAUGUAGAGUUGUUAAAAAAUUUUCAUGCAUUUAACAAAAAAGAAAAAUUCAAUUAUUUUAAGGAAAAUAAUGCAAUUGUAACAGUAUUAUUCAAUUGUUUACAAACAGAUUUUAACAUUCAUUUAAUUCAAUAUGUUUUAACAAUAUUUUAUGAAGUUAUAAGAAAUGAUGGAAGUUCUUAUAGCUACAUAUUAAGCACAUUAAAUGACAAAAUAUUAUAUUCUUACUUAAUGAAAUUGUGUACACAUAAUGAUACGUAUAUAGCGGACAAAAGUUCAUUCCUUUUGUCAGGGAGUUUUUGUUAUAAUAAUAAUAAUAAUUAUUUUACAGAUAUAGAAAUAAAAGAUUUUAUUUUAAAAAUUGAUUUUUUUAAUGUAUCGGAAGAAGGGAAAAUGGAUAUAUACAUAAACAUAUUAAAAAUAGAUGAUUACAGAAAAGAUAUAUAUGAGUUAGAGCAAUUUCUAAUAAUAAUUAAUAAAAAUUUAGACUUAAAUAAUAAUAAUUCGAAUAAACAGUACAAAUCUGUUUUUUGUGUUUGGUUACUUACAUUUAAGGAUUAUUUUAUUAAAAAGUUAUAUAAAAACAAUAUAAUUUCUGUUGUAAUUAAUUUAUUUAAAAAAUGUAGAGUAGAAAAAAUAUUGCGAGUUUCACUCAACAUAAUUAAAAAUAUAAUGCACAUGGACGAUUGUUUUGAAAUUAUUGUUGAUAACAACAUAAUUCAAACAAUGACCGUUCUACAGUAUGAUAAAUGGAGGGACAACGAUAUUUAUGACACCAUUGUGCAGCUUUUGCACAAAUUGGAUCAGAGAGUUAAAAAUUACAGCAAUUUUGAGAGAUAUUGUCACGAACUUUCAAAAGGGAAAUUAAAGUGGUCUAUUUUGCAUACAGAAAAAUUUUGGCUAGAAAAUGUUAUGCAAUUCGAGAAAGAUGAAUUUAAAGCUAUACAACAAUUAGCAGAUAUAAUAAAAAGUUAUGCUCAUACAAUUGUACAGAAAAAUGAGUCAACAGAACUGAAAGAGGAAGUAGAUGGGGUUACUGUGGCAGUGGCUUGUUUUGACAUUGGUGAAUUUGCUAGACUCUAUCCAAAUGGGAAAAAAAUUUGUCAAAAGUUUAAAAUAAAAGAAAAUGUUAUGAUUUUAAUUGCCACCAAAGACAGAGAUAUUGUAAGAGAAGCUCUUCUCUGUGCACAAAAAAUUAUGUUGAACAACUGGCAGAGUAUAUCGAACACGAAAUGA